Trematosphaeria pertusa is the source of this 1782-nucleotide messenger RNA. Its product is annotated as glycosyltransferase family 4 protein. Gene Ontology annotation, biological process: GPI anchor biosynthetic process. NCBI's taxonomy places the organism in Eukaryota, Fungi, Ascomycota, Dothideomycetes, Pleosporales, Trematosphaeriaceae. Gene Ontology annotation, cellular component: glycosylphosphatidylinositol-N-acetylglucosaminyltransferase (GPI-GnT) complex. The transcript is spliced from 5 exons. The coding region runs from base 117 to 1643 and encodes 508 amino acids. Gene Ontology annotation, molecular function: phosphatidylinositol N-acetylglucosaminyltransferase activity. The record is from RefSeq and is a predicted model, not a curated record.
GCGAAAGUUGAUGGAUGCUGUCCUCAACCGCCGCAGCUUUCUAACUAGCGCAUCUUGACCUGUCAUGCAUUCACAUUUUGCGCCGAAUCGAGGAGACCGUCCUCGAAUACACCAAGAUGCCCUACAACAUUGCUAUGGUUAGCGACAACUUCUUUCCGCAGCCGGGUGGAGUGGAAAGUCAUAUGUACCAGCUGUCCAGCAAACUCAUAGAUCGAGGACACAAAGUGAUCAUCAUUACACACGCAUAUGCCGGCCGAACGGGCGUCCGAUACCUUACGAAUGGCCUCAAGGUCUACCACGUUCCCUUCUGGGUCGUCUACCGUGAAACGACAUUCCCGACCGUCUUCUCCUUCUUCCCCAUCUUCCGGAACAUAAUAAUACGGGAGCAGAUCGAGAUUGUACACGGCCAUGCUAGUCUCAGCAAUCUAUGUCAUGAAGCAAUCCUUCAUGCGCGGACCAUGGGGCUGAGGGCGGUGAUGACGGAUCACAGCUUGUUUGGCUUUGCAGACGCCGCGAGUAUCCUCACGAAUAAGCUUCUGAAGUUCACUCUGAGCGAUGUGGACCAUGUUAUUUGCGUCAGCCAUACAGGCAAGGAGAACACAGUACUCAGAGCCUCGCUUGAUCCCCUCAUGGUCUCGGUCAUUCCAAACGCUGUUGUCGCAGAGAACUUCCGACCCCUGUCAUACCACUCCCACAAUGCACGUCGUCACAGUGCGCCCGGUCCCCCACAGCCUCUGGGUCCACACGAUACUAUAACCAUUGUUGUGAUAUCCCGCCUUUUCUACAACAAGGGCAUUGACCUCCUUAUUGCGGCCAUUCCUCGUAUCCUCGCUUCUCAUCCCAAUGUACGCUUCAUAAUCGCUGGUACGGGCCCCAAAGCAAUCGACCUAGAACAAAUGAUUGAGCGGAACGUCCUCCAGGAUAGGGUAUCCUUGCUCGGUCCGGUGCGCCACGAAGAGGUUCGCGAUGUGAUGGUACAAGGCCACAUCUAUCUCCACCCGUCGCUGACCGAAGCCUUCGGCACCGUCAUUGUCGAAGCUGCGUCCUGCGGACUGUACGUGGUAUGCACUCGAGUUGGUGGUAUUCCGGAAGUGUUGCCCAACCACAUGACAGAGUUUGCAGCUCCAGAAGAGGAUGAUUUGGUUGCUGCUACUGGUCGCGCGAUUGCAAAAUUGCGGGAGGGAAAGGUCAGAACGGAGCUCUUCCACAACCAAGUCAAGCAAAUGUACUCGUGGACCGAUGUCGCGCAAAGAACGGAAAUCGUGUACGAUGAGAUCAGCGGAGCGUUCAGCUAUGAUGAGCAUGGCCAGGAUGCGGGAGUAGGUGCUGCACGGUCCACUACACGGAGCCGCGCAGGCGUCCAGAGUUUCGCACUCAUCGACAGGCUCAAGAGGUACUAUGGAUGCGGUAUAUGGGCCGGAAAGCUCUUUUGUCUGUGCGUCAUUGUCGACUACCUCCUAUACGUCGUUCUAGAGAUCUUUGCGCCCAGAUCCCGAAUCGACAUUGCCAGGAACUGGCCGAAGAAGGACUGUAGAAAUGGAAAAGAGAAGGACGCGGAUGCCGUCAAAGCUGGGGCCACAGUAGGCAGGAAGAGAAGCUCUCGUCACCGCAGAGAGAAAAGAGCAGAGCCGGAUGAGAGCUAAGGCCUUACAUACCGUGAGAGGCAUCGUAAUCACGAUACUCUUCCAGAAGAACGUACAGGUUUCGCGCAAAAAUAAUUAUACGAUUACCCUACAUCCUUCCUCAGUCCAGACUGAAGACCCAGAGCGACCGUCGAGAACG